Molecule: messenger RNA, 1482 nt
Organism: Lucilia sericata (common green bottle fly)
Lineage: Eukaryota; Metazoa; Arthropoda; Insecta; Diptera; Calliphoridae
Product: rho guanine nucleotide exchange factor 11-like
Exons: 6
Coding region: 16-1458 (480 amino acids)
Biological process (GO): G protein-coupled receptor signaling pathway
Cellular component (GO): cytoplasm
Molecular function (GO): G protein-coupled receptor binding; guanyl-nucleotide exchange factor activity
Source: RefSeq, a predicted model, not a curated record
UAACAAAAUACCAAAAUGAAAAGUAAAAUACGUUAUACACGCAGUAAAAGUUUCAAAGAAAUUUUAGGUUAUAAUCAUGAUAACGAUGAUCAACCAGAUUUGGGUCUCUCAAAUUCCAACUUCACAGCAAGUUCAAAUUCUAGUCUGUCAUCGGGUGGUGGCUCCGAGAGUCCAUCCACUUCGAUGGAACAAAUGGGUGGAGCGGGUGUUGCAACACCUACAGCCACCACCUCAGCAAUGCAUCACCACCAUCAUCAUCAGCACCAGCACAGUCAUCAGGACUCGUUUCAUGGCAGUAUUGGUGGUUCUUCGAAUGCUAGUUUUUUGGGUGGUUCAGCGGCUGGUGGUCAAAUGGCACGUCAUUGGAAUUUUGAAAGUGAUGAGGAGGAUGAUCUCAAUGAGGCCGACUGGAGUUCAAAUGUAGCUGGCGAAAUACUGGCGGCUCUAACAGAUGCCGAAAAGAAACGUCAAGAGAUUAUAAAUGAAAUUUAUCAAACCGAACGUAGUCAUGUCCGCACUUUAAAACUCUUAAAACAUUUAUUCUUAUUACCCCUCCAAGAAAGUAAUCUACUUUCUCAAGAUCAUUUAAUGUUACUCUUCCCACCCUCUUUGUCAUCGCUGUGUGAUCUACACGGUGCCUUCGAGCAGAAACUCAAACAGCGUCGUCUCGAUCAUAAUUAUAUUGUAAAUAGUGUUGGUGAUCUAUUCGCCGAAAUGUUUGAUGGCAAAAACGGUGAAGAGUUGCGUGAAUUUGCCGCCCAAUUUUGUGCUCGUCAACAAAUUGCUUUAGAAGCUCUCAAAGAGAAACGUCGCAAAGAUGAACAAUUACAAAAGUUGCUUUCGAAAGCUGAAUCACAUAAGGCCUGUCGUCGUUUGCAAUUGAAAGAUCUAUUGCCGACGGUAUUGCAACGUCUUACCAAAUAUCCCCUGUUGUUUGAAAAUCUCUAUAAAGUAACGGUGCGUGUGGUGCCCGAGGAUACGGCCGAGGCGGAGGCUAUACAGAAGGCUUUAGAGUCGUCGAAAAAGAUAUUGGUCGAUGUUAAUCAGGCGGUAAAGACAGCUGAAGAUGCGCAUAAAUUGCAAAAUAUUCAGCGUAAAUUAGACAAAUCAACAUUUGAUAAGGACGAAUUCAAGAAUUUGGAUUUAACACAAUACCGUUUGAUACAUGAUGGUAGUUUGACCAUGAAGAAAAAUCCAAGUAUACAAUUACAUGGUUUAUUAUUCGAAACAAUGAUUGUAUUACUGACAAAACAGGACGAUAAAUAUUCAUUGAAAUAUUUACAUGCAGCCCGUAAUACCGAAGUUAAUAAUAAACCCGUUAGUCCCAUUAUGAGCAUCGAUUCGGAAACGUUGGUGCGUCAGGAGGCCGCCGAUAAGAAUUCAUUUUUCUUAAUUAAAACAAAAACAUCACAAAUGUUGGAAUUACGAGCGCCAAGUAGUUCAGAAUGUAAAACGUAAGUUGUCAAAUUUUGUUUUUUAUUA